AUGUCUUCCACCUACGUCCACUACUCUGCCCCCUCCUCGCUAUCCUCUGACUAUGCUAUUCUGUCCCGGUACAACGCGGCACACGACCAGAAUUUGGACGAACCCGACACGAACAGUGAAGCUCCCUCUACCUUUGACGAACAUGACAUCGAAGCCCGCGACGAAAACGGCCUAGAUAUCCACGGCCGCACCACAACUCCACGGCGAGACAGCCACACUUUCCAGUAUCUCCCCCCUUUCAACCCCACCAUGGGCCCUCUCCCUGACCGACAUGGCCACCGCUCAGGCCCCAAACAAGUCGACCCCACUGAGCACACACCCCUUCUAGCUCCCCCCGUUCCCCGCAUUCAGGAAGUCUGCGAUCCCGAGAACUCUUCGGAUCCCUCGGUCUACUCCAAAAUGUUCUGGGAAGAGCUUGCGAUCCUCACCAAAUACACUCUCCCCGUGUUUGGAACACAUCUCUUCGAGUUCUCGCUCGUCAUCGCCGCUGUGAUAUCCAUAGGACACCUGUCCACCACAGCGCUUGCCGCGUCCACCCUUGGGUCCAUGACUGCAAGCGUCUCCGGAUUCAGUAUAAUCCAAGGCUUCGCGAGCACGUUGGACACCAUGCUCCCCAGCGCAUGGACCUCUUCUCAGCCGCAAUUGGUUGGUCUUUGGUCUCAGCGCAUGGCUAUCGUCAUGUCGGCUGCUCUAGUGCCCAUCUUCUGCGUUUGGUGGAGCUCUGAGAGUAUUUUACUCUAUCUGAAGCAGGAGCCUGAAGUCGCUCGGCUGGCUUCUGUAUACCUCAAGUGGGCGUCAAUUGGGCUCCCGGCAUACGCCUUCAAUGCCAUCUCCAGGAGAUAUUUCCAAUCACAAGGACUUUUUGACGUUCCAACGAGGAUCAUUCUGGGUGUAGCGCCCAUCAACGCCGUCUUGAACUAUGUGCUAGUAUGGGGACCGGAGCCUAUACGUCUAGGCUUUAUCGGAGCGCCGAUUGCUACUGCAAUCUCCUUCAACCUGAUCUCGCUACUUUCCAUCAUUUAUGGAGUAUUCUUCGUUCCGAAGACGGCAUGGCACCCACUUAGCAUGCGUUGCUUCACUAGUCUCGGUGUCUUGGUCCAGCUCGGUCUUUCCGGCGUUGGACAGGUCGCGAGUGAGUGGUGGUCCUGGGAACUUGUCGGACUCGCGGCGAGCCAGCUAGGCCCCACCGCACUGGCUACACAGUCUGUACUUCUUGUGUCGGCAUCGACAACAUACCAAGCUCCGUUCGCCUUGAGCGUGGCAUCCUCGGUUCGCAUCGGCAACCUUCUCGGAGAAGAGAACGCCACACGUGCAGCCGUGGCCACGAAGUGUUCUAUUCUCAUGUCCCUCGCGAUAAGUGCUCUAUGGAGCACGAUGUUUAUGGCCUUCCGGUAUCAGUGGGCAUACAUCUUCAACGAUGAUCCCGCUGUCGCCACAAUGGUCGCCGCCAUCCUCCCGCUAGUCGCCCUCUUCCAAGUCUUCGACGGUCUGAGCGCGAUCGCCGGGGGAGUCCUGCGCGCGAUUGGCAAGCAGUUCACCGGCGCGCUGCUCAAUCUGAGCGCCUACUAUGUCAUCGGCAUUCCUUUCGGCAUCUGGCUGGCCUUCUGGAAGGACAUGCACUUGCACGGUCUGUGGAUCGGUCUGACCAUAUCGCUUGUGUACAGCGCAGCGGCUGGGGUGUGGCUCAGCCUGCACACCGACUGGAACCGCGAGGUGGAGAAAGUGCGCCUCCGACUUGCGGCCGACCGCAAGGCCUCCUUCGAGCACAGUGAUGUGGAAGGCCGAACACAGUGA
Messenger RNA from Epithele typhae, 1794 nucleotides. Its product is annotated as MATE efflux family protein. The transcript is spliced from 11 exons. Gene Ontology annotation, biological process: xenobiotic detoxification by transmembrane export across the plasma membrane. Gene Ontology annotation, molecular function: xenobiotic transmembrane transporter activity; antiporter activity. Lineage: Eukaryota; Fungi; Basidiomycota; Agaricomycetes; Polyporales; Epitheliaceae. The coding region runs from base 1 to 1794 and encodes 597 amino acids. The record is from RefSeq and is a predicted model, not a curated record. Gene Ontology annotation, cellular component: membrane.